AUGUCUCCUCCAGCAGGAAGCUUCACGGAGAUUCCCCGCCUCGACCUUUCCUUGUCUAGAGACCCAUCAACGGAGUCAUUGCUUCUCUCUCAGCUGCGCUAUGCCUUGAUCGACGUCGGAUUUCUCUAUGUAAAGAAUCACGGCGUACCUGACCGUGUGAUAUCCGACAUGCAGAAGGCUCUACCUAAACUCUUCUCUCUGCCAAGCCAAGCUAAAGAAAAGGUAGCAUUGAGAAAGUCACCUCACUUCUUGGGAUUCAGCGCCGACGGCUCCGAAAUAACGGCAGGGAAACGCGACCGGCGCGAGCAGUUUGAGUUUGCCAAUGAGCUGACGGCCACCUGGACUGAAGGGCUCCCUUUGAGUGAAAGACUUCGCGGCCCAAACCAGUGGCCGGAAGAAUAUCCUCAGCUUCGUGGUAUCGUAGAGGAUUACAUCACGGAGAUGACGGCCCUCGGUGAACGUUUCCUUCGCCUCGUGUCAAAGGCACUCUCGUUUCUCCGUGAUGACACCUUCCUCGGAUUUCUCUCCGACCAGCACCGACUUAAACUUGUUCAUUACCCCGCCAUGAAUGACGGGUCUGAAGGACAAGGUGUUGGACCUCACAAAGAUUCCUCAGGAUGGUGGACCUUUCUUUUACAGGCCUCCCCACCUCAUGUUAAGGGCUUGCAAGUCCUGAACAAGGAGGGGAAUUGGAUAGAUGUGCCAGUGCUCCCGGGGACCUUUGUCGUCAACAUCGGACAGGCCUUUGAGGUUGUCACCAAUGGAAUCUGCAAGGCCACUACUCAUCGUGUCGUUGGGGGGCCGUUGGAGCGAUUCAGCGUUCCUUUCUUCCAGGGAGUGCGGCGCAAUCUCACCAAGGAAGAGGCUUUCGAUACCCUGAAACAUCACUUCCAUAGCCCAAUAUUCCAGCAAUCUCUAUCGGAGUCCGUCGAAGCACAGAGUAUCGACUCCGCCUUCCUCAGGGGAAAGUACAACACAUGGGGCGAGAGUCAGUUGCGGACAAAGAUACGCAGUCAUCAAGACGUGGGACGACGAUUUUACGAUAGCGUUUUCGAUCAAUACGUGAAUGAUGAUUGA
This is a messenger RNA of Geosmithia morbida, 1077 nucleotides long. Its product is annotated as Isopenicillin N synthase. Bases 1 to 1077 code for a protein of 358 amino acids. The transcript is spliced from 2 exons. NCBI's taxonomy places the organism in Eukaryota, Fungi, Ascomycota, Sordariomycetes, Hypocreales, Bionectriaceae. The record is from RefSeq and is a predicted model, not a curated record.